CUGUUGAACAGCUGUCAUUCAGACCGCCAGUUCAAAACGGAAUACCAUUGGAAAUUAGCAAACUCAAAAUUAUGUAUUUGGAACAAGAUUCAAAGAGAUGUAUAUGUCGGAAGACGCCGAUUUGCCUGCGCUUUUUAGGAUUCUAGAACCCGGAGUAACGUUAUCGGUGGGACAUCCUUCCAGCUCAUCACUAUGAGCUCUGAAUGCCGCUGUAGCGAGUGAAUGCGUGAUCAGUUUUAAACCUUAAACCAGAACAUAUCACACAGAGUGUUGAAGUAAAGAGGCUCAAAAGAAAGAGAUAACUCUUUUUAGACAUAUUCGGAAGCUUAUCUGAAAUCUCACAGGCGCCGCUCCGAUCGCGUGACUCGCGCUCCCACGCGCUCAUACACACACAGACUUUACUUUAAACUGCUGGAAUUCAGUGACAUGCAUCAGCGGGGAUCGUUCGUCUCUCCGUUGCUCAGCGGUGUUUUCUGCCAGUGCCACUCGGAAGAGUAUCAGGGCUCGGACCCCGGUGGAGGCGGGGGUUGUGGCCGGACUCUGGGCUCCGCGACAUCUCUAUCCGAGCACCGCCAUGACGAGUCUUGCGACUCCCCGCAUCACUGCCCGGUGUGCGGCGGGCCCGAGCAGGAGCAUCGGCUCAAGGUGCUCUUCCAGAUCCUGGAUGUCAACAGAGACGGAGGCAUCUGUGUCAACGACCUGACCAUCGGACUGAAAAAGCUGGGGGUCCAUCGCACAGAACAUGAACUCCAGAAAAUCGUCAAGGCUGGAGACAAAGACUUGGAUGGUCAGUUGGACUUUGAGGAGUUUGUGCACUACCUGAGGGACCAUGAGAAGAAGCUGAGGCUGGUCUUCAAGAGCCUUGACAAAAAGAACGAUGGUCGCAUAGAUUCCCAGGAGAUCAUGCAGUCACUAAGAGACCUCGGGGUUCAUAUAUCUGAAGAACAGGCUGGAAAGGUCCUCAAGAGAAUAAGGAGGGGUCAUAUAUAUGCCCCUAUAAUGUAUAUGGAUAAAAACGGUACGAUGACGAUUGAUUGGAAUGAAUGGAGAGAUUACCAUCUGCUUCAUCCUGCUGACAACAUUCCUGAAAUCAUCCUCUACUGGAAACACUCUACGAUAUUUGAUGUUGGGGAAAGUAUGAUGGUCCCGGAUGAGUUUACGGCGGAGGAAAAGAAAACGGGAAUGUUGUGGCGACACCUGGUAGCAGGAGGUGGAGCUGGUGCAGUGUCCCGUACCUGUACCGCACCCCUGGACCGCCUUAAGGUUCUCAUGCAGGUUCAUGCGUCACGCAGCAACACCAUGGGCAUUGGCGGAGGAUUCGCCCAAAUGAUCCGUGAAGGUGGACUUCGGUCGCUGUGGCGAGGGAACGGUAUCAACGUUUUGAAGAUCGCACCUGAAUCUGCUAUCAAGUUCAUGGCGUACGAGCAGAUUAAGCGGCUGAUUGGCAGCAAUCAGGAGACUUUGGGAAUCCUGGAGAGGCUGGUUGCUGGGUCUCUCGCAGGAGCUAUUGCUCAGAGCAGCAUCUACCCCAUGGAGGUUUUAAAAACUCGUCUUGCCCUGGGAAGGACGGGUCAGUACUCUGGUAUCACUGACUGUGCUAAACAUAUAUUUAAAAAGGAGGGACUGACAGCCUUCUAUAAAGGUUAUAUUCCCAAUAUGUUGGGAAUCAUCCCUUAUGCGGGAAUAGAUCUGGCUGUUUAUGAGACAUUAAAAAACUCGUGGCUGCAGAGGUAUGCUACAGACAGUGCCGAUCCGGGUGUGUUUGUGCUGCUAGCCUGUGGUACAAUGUCUAGUACUUGUGGACAGUUAGCAAGCUACCCAUUAGCCUUAGUGAGGACACGAAUGCAGGCUCAAGCUACUCAGGAAGGCAGCCCACAGAUGACCAUGACUGGUCUCUUCAGACAUAUUGUAUGGACAGAGGGCGCUAUUGGACUCUAUAGAGGCUUGGCACCCAACUUUAUGAAGGUCAUUCCUGCAGUUAGCAUCAGCUAUGUGGUGUAUGAGAACCUAAAGAUCACCCUUGGCGUCCAGUCCUGGUGAGGAGAACCCAAAGACUGUUCAAAUCCGCAAUGGCUUUUGUUUUUCCUCUCAACUUUUCUUUUGGACUACUGAAAGAGAUCGUCCAGGAUUGCCAGUUUGCACUCGAGAAGAAGUGUAGCAACAGUGGGCCAAGACAGAGCUUGCAUGAGGGG
Messenger RNA from Carassius carassius (crucian carp), 2192 nucleotides. Its product is annotated as calcium-binding mitochondrial carrier protein SCaMC-2-B. Gene Ontology annotation, molecular function: calcium ion binding; ATP transmembrane transporter activity. The transcript has 11 exons. The record is from RefSeq and is a predicted model, not a curated record. NCBI's taxonomy places the organism in Eukaryota, Metazoa, Chordata, Actinopteri, Cypriniformes, Cyprinidae. Gene Ontology annotation, biological process: transmembrane transport. Gene Ontology annotation, cellular component: mitochondrial inner membrane. Bases 427 to 2040 code for a protein of 537 amino acids.